This is a messenger RNA of Spirodela intermedia, 4237 nucleotides long. Lineage: Eukaryota; Viridiplantae; Streptophyta; Magnoliopsida; Alismatales; Araceae. The record is from the annotation of a GenBank genome assembly.
AUGGAGCAGAAUGUGGCGGACUUCCGGGUACCCGAGGAGAUCCUUGCAGUGAUCCCCACGGACCCGUACGAGCAGCUGGACCUGGCGAGGAAGAUCACGUCCAUGGCGAUAGCCUCCCGGGUGUCGCGGCUGGAGGGGGAGACGGGGCGCCUGCGUCAGAGUGUCGCCGAGAAGGACAGUCUCAUCGACGAGCUCCAGGGCAGGCUGGCCCAGCUCGACAAAUUGUUCCAGGAGGCCGACGCCCGGCUCAGGACGUCAUUGGAGGAGAAUGUAAGAUUACGACGACCUUGCAUGUAAAUCUUUCUCACUUUUAUCAUCUUAUUUUUUAUUUUUUUUCCACCUUUGCGCAGAUUAAACUGUCUAAGGAACGGGAUUCACUGGCAUUAACUGCGAAGAAAUUAAGCCGGGAGUUGGCCAAGGUAGCUGUUCAAUCUCUAUUGCCCUAUGCGUCCUUGUUAUGAAGAACGGAAAAUUGCGAAUGCGGAGCUUUCGGCUCAGGUUUACAUGAGUUUGAAGAAGAUUUUCUUUACUAUCGUAAAAAAUUGCGCUUGACUUUCGUACUACCGAAGAAGGAAUUUCUUUUAGUAGGAACUUUUGCUUCUCCAGUGAGUGUAGGUUUGGAGGAGAGCGUGAACUGACCGGCCUUCCAUUCACUGACAAGGAUGCAUAUAGGGAACGGUGACUUCACUGGAUCUAUUGAGUAAAACCGGUGGUUAAACUUAGAAGAUGAAACAUGCGAUGUGAUUUCGACCGGCAUGGGUUCUUUUAGGCCUUCCUUGAAUAUUCUGGCUCAAAAAACUGACAAAAUAAGAGGUUAUAUUCUUAAUAAAUUUGGAACAAAUACCGAUGAUUUUAGUGAAGUGUUUAUGUUUUGAACCAUAUCAGGAGUGCUCAGCUUAUAAAAUCUCCUUAAAAAUUCAUUCAACCGUCAAUUCGCAUUGAUGUAAGAUGGAGGCUUUAGUCCAGUUUAUGGUUGUUCAUAGCAUACAUUUAUUGCAAUUCAUACCGAAUUAGUUGUGAAGGUGUUCCAGUUUUCGAAUUUUUUUUUUUUAUGCCUUGCGGCAAAUUCCAAAUCAGAAAUAUCAAUAUCUGAUUAUCCUCUCUUGAAGAGGAAAUAUUCUGACGGUUCAUCAGUGACGUGAAAGUUAUUUUUAUGGAUGAGAUUGAUGACCGUUUUAAUCAAUGUACGUAGUUAAAGCAGAUCGCAUUAUUCUGAUUGUUAAAGGAUCAAUAGCUAUCCAACUGUUCAGACUUGCAAAGGGCUUCAGGCAGAAGAAACCUGAGCUUCCUCUGUGAAGGAUCUAGAAGCAAAGUAAAUUCAUGUUGCCUUUGAAUGCUUUUCUCAAUGAUGUCCACCUUAUCUGAGAGUUAUUGGGAAUGCAAAACAUCAAAUCUGACGUGUCCCUUACUUUCAAGUCAAGUAUAUUUUGUGACAACAAUAUGAGACACCUCCCAUUGAGUGAAAUUAAUGAUUAUGCUGAAAGUAUCAACUUGUUAGGGGUUUUAAUCAUGAUAAGAUGGCGUUUCCAUCUGCAGCGUAUUUUGAAAUAAUUUAUAUUCCAGCUGUCUUCAAUAAGUGAAGGUACAGCAUCUUCCACUCUUGCUCGCCUAAUACGUGAUAAGAUGGCAAUUCCAUCUGUUCCUACUUUUUUUUUUUGCGCUUUUGAAAAACCUUGUUUACCUAAAAAUUAUUUGAGGUGGGUAUAUGCUGGUGGAAGUUGUCCAUCUGACAGGUCACAUCCACAAUUUCCUCUGUUUUACAUACACUAGACAACAUUUUUCACUCCCAGACAAAAGGGAUAAUCGUUGUUGGAUAUAGAUUGAACAUUUAUUCGUGGACUAAUCAGAAACUGUUGUUACUUAGAACUGAAUUGCUAACUAUUUUCUGGAUGAAUUUUUCAACUUCGAAGGUUAGUUGGAAGGGAUGCAAAUCCGCUUUUGCCGACUUUCUUCUUGAAUUGGAUGGUCCAUUCUUGUGAUUGGACAUCACAUACAUACAUUGUACUAACUUCGAACAAUAUUGUGCUUUACAUUUACCAUCUUGCUGUCGUUAGUAGUAUUUAAGGUGCUUCUUCUGGCUGAUGGGCUACAAGCUCUGCUUGCUGUAAAAACUAUUACUCGUUGAAGUUGUAUCUGACUCUGGUGCCUGAGAAAAUUAUCCUCAUUUCAGUUUGCUUGCUGUCGUUGCUGUAGAGGAUGAAAUUUUGUCAGAUUUGGACUGACUGAGACGACAAUAAACAAAAUCUACUUAUUAUGAAACUGUUCAGGUCAAAUUGACUCUCACCGAGCCAUAUCAAAUUUGCUGUCAAUUAUUGCAGUGCCUUGAUGGUUCUGACUUGAUCUGCUGAUCAAGUUUGAUUAAAUCUUAUUUUUCUGGCGUGGGUUUUUAAAAAGUGCUUAGCCAAUACAAGAACCUAAGAAACCUUAGUUGAUGUUCACGAGCUACUUGAAGCAGAUGCGUAGUUAACAUUUGUUGGCUUGAGAGUAGUCUGAGGAUAGAAAUCGUGGAGAUUUCGGUGAACACUUCAACAUUUUAGAGUCAUCUGCAUUUUUAAUUCAUAUUAGCUAUGCAGAUUUUAACAAUAAUAUCGCGUUUUGGGUUGCCUUCAUUAUUUGUGUUAAAUGAAAUCUGACUUCUUCUAAUCAGUUGGAAGCAUUCAAGAGGCACCUGAUGCAGUCACUGAAAGAAGAUGAUUCAUCUAUCACUGUAAAUGAACUCCAUCUGUAUAUAUUUCUACUAUGAUGACUUUUAUUGUGGCCUAUGUCUAAUAUCUUCUUCCAUUGUUCUCCUUCUAGCAGAAAUCAGAGACUGUGGACAUUGGAACCGAUGACCAGGCUAUUUCCAAAGCCUCUGACCGGAGAGGUUGUUUUCUCUCUUUAGAGCACUAUUUACUAAUUUUAACAGCUUUGCUUUGGGAAAAUAAUUUGCUUUCUAACUCAAUUAUAUGGUAAAACUAUAAUUCCUACCUGUGAUCAAUACUCAAAGAUGAUGGGUCGGUCGGCUAUACGAAAUCUAAUCCUGUUGCCGCUGUGAAAAAUAUUGGGGAUACUUGCCAGGAAGGUAAUCUUGCAACUAUUUUUCUUUUGUUUAAUUUUUAAUUUUCCCUCCGGAAUCAAUUUAUGAUGGAUAAAUUUAUUAUAGGAUCAAGAAAUGUGCCACAAAAGUAUACAAUGGUUCCAUAUAUCAGUCCAAGGCUUACUCCUAACGCCACACCAAAAGUUGCUUCUACUGUGAGCUCCCCAAAAAGAUUCUCUGCUGCUGUAUCUCCCAAAAUGGCAUCAGGUGCCACUUCCCCGACAAAGCGCAUGGAAGGGCAGGUUCCUUAUUCACCGUGGUACCCAUCUAGCCAGCUGUCCUCGGCAACAAGCUCCCCACCUCGUGGUCGCCCAUUAUCAGGUAACAUCCUAAUUAAGUUCAUCGACUCCCUCAGGAUUCUGCGACGGGUAGACCCGUUACCUUUUGAGUACUUGACACAAAAGGAAGUGUUGUUCUGUUAUAAAUUUCCUUACCUUUGAGGACCUGUGGACAACUAUCACUCUCAGAACGACUCCAUUUUGAAGUGGGCAACAUGAUUCCUAUCAAGAUUGGUUAUCUGAAAAAUUUUACCGGACAAAAUACUUGCAAAUAUCAUUUACGUUUAUUUAUAUGAAUAGGUUGUUUUAUUAUCUCUUAAAGUCUUUCUUGGUAACUCUGUGUUGGUGACUUUGACUUUUAAGGGCGACCCCCAAGAAUAGAUGGAAAGGAGUUCUUCCGUCAAACAAGGUUGGUAGAAAUAUGUUAGUUCAUGAUACAAUCUUCUUAACAAGAAGUGAACUAGACUUAUUUGUUUCCUGGGUAACAGGAGUCGCCUCUCAUACGAACAGUUUGGAGCUUUUCUGGCCAACAUUAAAGAACUCAAUGCUCACAGACAGUCCCGGGAGGUGUGCUUUCAGAAGUUGCCAAGUUUUUGAGGAUUAUUUGAUCAAAUGCUUGUAUACUCCUAUUUCUAUUACAUUUAAUGCAUAUAUUCUACUGUACACUUCCAUAAAGUAGCUCCGUAAUCAUCUUCCAUCACCUGUAGACAUAGGAUAUUUUUUUACUUCAUUGUUGGAUCAACACAUGAUUGCAUAAGUGAUUUCAAUUAACUUUCAUCAAUGAAUGCAGGACACUCUGAAGAAGGCAGAAGAGAUAUUUGGUACCGAAAACAAGGAUCUGUACUUAUCUUUCCAAGGAUUGCUGAAUCGGAACGUCUCUUAG